AUGGCGGCUGCCCCACGCGUCCCCGGGCUCGGCCCGGCGUCCGCACAGGCCAGGAUCAACGUCAUCCUGGUCGGCGGCGUGGCAGCCGUGGGCCUGGCCGAAGUCCUGCAGAGGUUCCUGUCACGCUUGGCCGAAGCCGAGGUCACCGUGAGCGCCGUGGAGAGGGCAGCGGAGUGUCUGGCCAGCGGUGCGUUCAGCAUGACUUUCUUGAGGACGACAUCUCUGUCGAUGGCCGAGGAGCUGGAGGUGGUGGCCAUGAUCAGGGCUGCCAAGACGGAAAAUGCGCACCUGCUGUUUGUUCUUAUAAUUCCUGAAAACUUUGAAGAUUGUAUUUCAGGGCAUGGGGCUGACAUCAUUCUGACAGAGCCGCUGACGAUGGAGAAGGUGAAGAUUCUGGUCAAUUACUGGAAAAUGUGCUUCUUGAAAACAGUUGGGGAUGCGGCUUCAGCACGGCCAGGAGAACCGGCGUUGCCCCCUCAGAGGCCCUGCGGCGAACAGCGAGAACGUUGCUCUCCCAGGCUGGACACGCCCUCUGAAUCGGCAGGUGACGUCAGGCCUCCACGCUCUGGCUUCAAGAAGGGCCAGCUGAACUCUCACCUCCAUUCCAACAAGGAGAAGCUGAGAAGGGAGCGGAUCAAGGAGUGCUGUGACCAGCUGCGUCUGCUGCUGCCGCAUCAGAAGGGGAGAAAGAACGACAUGGCCUCCGUCCUCGAGGCCACGGUGGAGCACAUGCAGCGCGUCCGCGAGAGGAUCCCCCCGGCCGUGAUGGGGCAGAUCUCGGAGGUCCUUCAGAACAACUGGAGGUUCUGUAAGAAGCAUCCGGGGCCCAGCCCUUGGUCCCUGCUGGGGGUGGCGGCCCACAGAGGCGGCUGUGGCAUGCUGCGGACACCGUGCUCACCGCUGCUGGACCUCAGCCUCCUCCCACGGGCACGUGUGGCCGAGCAGCCCGCAGGGGACUCCGGGGAUGAUGCCAAGACAGCUUUAGGCUGGAUGGCGCCAGUGUGACGUUCUCUGUGGCCACCCCCGUCUGGACGCUGCUGACAGGACAGGAAGAUGGAUGCACACUGGGAAGCAUUCACACUGACUGCUCCAGCAGUGAGGGGGUGCUGGCUGACCCCUGCCCUCCCCUGUGCCCCUGAGACCACCCCCAUGCAUGAAACUCCCCAGGACAAGUGGCCAGGGUGGCUACGCUUCUGUUCUCGAGAAAGUGACCCCAUAGCUCCCAGAAGCCCCACACAGGCCCGGCGAAGUGGCAGGGUGGACACCCCAGGGUCAGUCCCCUCGUUCACUUGUGGCCACAGUUACAGCAAGUCCCUGUCACCCCAGGGUCUCCCAUGACUGCAGGGGUGUGGCUUCCCCACCGCCUUUCUGGAGCCCUAGGAGGCUGGGGUGGCUGGUCAGGUCCCACGUUUGAGUAGGAAUUCCUCCUUUCCCGCUGGCCGACCCAUCAGACAAGGUGCCCCUGCCCGUGUGUCACCCCCCCCCACCCAAGCGGGCAUAAAGGAAGAGAUCCCCAAUCUUAGCCACUUGACAACCAAUCAGAGCCAGAGGGGCGCCCAACAACCUUGUGGGUAACAGUUCCUACUGUAGAAGGGGACCUGCCUGGACCCCGAGGGUAUGUGGGCGCCUCCUUUUAGUAGUAAAAUCUAGUUUUCUGAUUUUUAUUUGAGUCGCUUACACGCAUUUUGGGCACAGCCCACAUAUUGUUUCACUGCCCCGCGGGGCAGGCGAAGGCGUCGAUGAGCGCAGCUUUAUAAAUCAAUGAGACUCCAA
Molecule: messenger RNA, 1773 nt
Organism: Echinops telfairi (small Madagascar hedgehog)
Lineage: Eukaryota; Metazoa; Chordata; Mammalia; Afrosoricida; Tenrecidae
Product: spermatogenesis- and oogenesis-specific basic helix-loop-helix-containing protein 2-like
Exons: 10
Coding region: 1-1005 (334 amino acids)
Biological process (GO): regulation of DNA-templated transcription; spermatogenesis
Cellular component (GO): nucleus
Molecular function (GO): DNA-binding transcription factor activity, RNA polymerase II-specific; protein dimerization activity; RNA polymerase II cis-regulatory region sequence-specific DNA binding
Source: RefSeq, a predicted model, not a curated record